Messenger RNA from Ramularia collo-cygni, 759 nucleotides. RefSeq names its product related to COQ9 Protein required for the biosynthesis of coenzyme Q. The transcript has a single exon. Lineage: Eukaryota; Fungi; Ascomycota; Dothideomycetes; Mycosphaerellales; Mycosphaerellaceae. The coding region runs from base 1 to 759 and encodes 252 amino acids. Gene Ontology annotation, cellular component: mitochondrial inner membrane. The record is from RefSeq and is a predicted model, not a curated record. Gene Ontology annotation, biological process: ubiquinone biosynthetic process. Gene Ontology annotation, molecular function: lipid binding.
AUGUACGGUUCCAGCAUGGCCCUCCGCUCUAUCCUUCGCACACCGCCGGCCCUCCGCCCACUCCUCCUACAGCAGCAGCAACGAUCCCUGUACCACUCCUACGAGCAUGCUUCGCCUCCGCCAUACCGCGAACCCGAAGCACAGAUCCUAGCCUCCGCUCUGGAUCAUGUCCCUGUUCACGGCUUUACCGCUGAUGCCCUUACACUCGGUGUCCGCUCCGCUGGAUAUCCCGACAUCUCCACGUCCGCGCUCUUCCCCAAAGGUGCCUUCUCCAUUGUGCUCUACCAUCUCGUCACCCAACGCCUGGCCCUUAAAGAUCGUGUACAGUUCCCUGCCGACCAGGGCGUUGGACGUAAGGUUCGUGCCUUGACACUUGCUCGUCUGCGUGCAAAUGCCGAGCCCAACAUUCUUCCCCACUGGCAGCAAGGGCUUGGUCUGAUGAGCUUGGCGGAGAACAUCCCCACUUCACUGAAAGAGCUGGCGAAGUUGAGCGAUGAGAUCUGGUUCCUGGCAGGAGAUACCAGUGUCGAUUCGAGUUGGUACACCAAGCGUGCGAGCUUGAGUGCGGUGUAUGCAGCGGCCGAGAUAUUCCAGACGACAGACCAGAGCACCGAGUUUCGGGACACGGAGGCAUUCUUGGAUCGAAGGCUCGAUGAGGUGCGGACGUUGGGCGGUGCCGUGGGAAAUACGCUCGAGUGGGCGGCGUUCCAGGGCGCGGGAUUCGUGCACUUGGCGAGGAGCAAGGGCGUGAGGAUAUGA